Aspergillus homomorphus CBS 101889 is the source of this 829-nucleotide messenger RNA. RefSeq names its product 2-keto-4-pentenoate hydratase. Gene Ontology annotation, molecular function: 2-oxopent-4-enoate hydratase activity. Bases 44 to 829 code for a protein of 261 amino acids. Lineage: Eukaryota; Fungi; Ascomycota; Eurotiomycetes; Eurotiales; Aspergillaceae. The record is from RefSeq and is a predicted model, not a curated record. The transcript has a single exon. Gene Ontology annotation, cellular component: cytoplasm.
AUUUUUUCCCGAUCUACCAUUCGACCCUAUACACAUACACACCAUGCAGACCAAUGAAUUACAAGAAGUGGCGCUCGCCCUGCGCACCGCCCGCGACAACCGCGCUCCCAUCACAGCACCUAGCAAGACGUGGCCCUCCCUCGAUGCGGACUCGGGCUUCGAGGUGCAACGGCUGAAUGUUGAGCAUGCCGUCAAGAACGGAGACCGCCUGGUUGGAUACAAGCUUGGGAACAUCGCCAAGGUCAUGCAGGACGCAUUUGGCCUCGACCAUCCAGACUACGGAUUCCUCCUCGCCAGCACUUUUGCCUACGAGAGCACGACCCUUCACCUCAACCAAUAUAUCAAGCCUUACGUGGAGCUGGAACCGGCCUUUGUGCUGCGCAGCUCCCUCCGCGGCCCGAACGUGACGGUGGCCGAUGUGAUCAACGCGAUUGACUACGCUAUUCCCGCCAUCGAGAUCAUCGACUCGCGUGUUCAGAACUGGGCGAUCGACCUGCCCGACACCUUGGCUGAUAACGGCUCGACUGCGAAUGUUAUUCUUGGAGGUUGCCCCCGGAAGCUUACAGACUUGAAGAACCUACGUGACGUGCGGGGGACUUUGAAAUUCAACGGUCGGGAAGUGAUGGAUGGAAACACUGGCAAUGUGCUGGGCAACCCCCUGUCAGCAGUGGCGUGGUUGGUGAACCGACUGGCAGCGUACAAUAUCGAGUUCCAAGCUGGGCAGGUGAUUCUCCCCGGUAGUUGUCUCAAGGCAAUGCCAAUGGAUAAGCCCGGGCGGUGGACAUGUACUUUUGAGGAAUGGGGAACCAUUGAGUUCGAUGUCGCUUAG